CAUGCGAGUCACGUGAUAUGCUCCGCUAAUAAUGCAGUGACGUUCCCGAGCUCCGUCAGUAGAGCGGUGUCUGACAGCCUGCCUCCCCGGGCCAACACCUGCGUUGCUCGGCUGGGAAAUCCAACAAGGGGUCGGUCAAAGACGGAGCGAAAGGAAAGAUUCUGGAAGAAAGAAAAAAAAAAACUGGUGAAAGUGUACGACCGGUUGUUGUUUCUUUUGUUGUUUUUCCUUCAGCACUCGGGAACAAAAUGUUUUGUCAGUGAUAGGUGGAAGAGAAUAUUCAGUUGUUCUCCAUCGCGCUCACCCUGUAGGCUAAACCAUCCCACCGGGCAUCGGACUAGUCGCUCCCCUCCUUGGAGCGGAUCGCGCCCCGGAUAAACGUGUGUGGAUGCUGUGGCGCUUUUCUUUCACAUGUUGACGUCAAAUCGGGUCCCCGGUGUGGCAAGUAAACAAGGAUAAGAUAAGGGGAGACACAAAGCAUGUUUAUUAAGUGAGACUGUGGUGGACAACGGAGCCGGAGAGAGAGAGAGAGAGAGAGAGAGAGAGAGAGGGGAAGAGUCGCAGCAGGAGGAGAACCAAAAAGCUGCAGGUUUUGUUGAGCCUGUGGGGAUGAGGACGAGGAGGGACGUAACACAUCCAAGGGUGUCAGUGUGAUUAGAGGAGAGGAACGCUGGACGAGGAGAGGCACGGACGCGCGGCUCGUCUCCAAUCCGGGGAGGCGGUGAUGACGGGUAAAGGGACCGGGGUUCACACACUCCGACUGCCGAGCGCAGCCCUGUCAGCAGCCGCAGCAGCAUGGGGAGGAGGAGGUACGCAGCACUGCAUGUCUCAUCAGUCCUCCACAUCCUCAUUAUUCAUUUAGCCUUCCCCGCCCUUCUCUCCCCUCCAUUAGGCUACAAGCAGCCAUCCACCCUUCCCAGCCGCCUCGGCAUCCAUCCAUCUGUCAAUACAUCCAUCCAUCUAUAUGCCCUUCCUCUUGUGUCCCAACAUCCUGCACCUCCUUUAACAUCAGUGUCCAGGGGCUACGUGGAAAAAGUAUGGAGUAUUUCGGAAGAACAAAUUAGAGAGAGCAAACACAGAGGAGGUGACCCGUAUCAUAUCCUGAAGGAAAGGAGACAUAGAGCAUGACCUUGUGUUCGUCUACAGUGCCAAGGAAGAGCCAGGAAGAAGCCUCCAUGGCCAGAGAAUCACCGUCUUCCUAGCGCCAUCAGUAACCCUGUUGCAAGCUGCACUGGGGGGCUCAAACGUCUCCCUGACUGCACCAGGGGGCUCACUACAAGCCAUCUGCCAGCUCAGAUAACCCUCUGACUGUUGGCAACCACAUGUUUGAGGCGACUGUGUGUGACCGCCGCCGUCCAUUCUCGAGCAGCAGCAGCAGCAGCUUCCUGCGACCCCGAUCUGCACCAUGCAGUGGAGACGGCGGCACUACUGUCCCAUCAAGAUGACCUGGACCGUCAAGCGUUCGCUCUUCCGGACCCAUGUGGCCGGCCUCCUCUCGCUGGCUCUGCUCUUCACCCUCUUCUUAUUCUUCAGCCACCAGGACUGGCUGCCAGGACGCAGUGGACCCCGGGAGAACCCGCUGGCCUACACCGUCCGGGGCUUCCGCAGCCCCAAGGGAGAAGCCAACCAGAGCAGCUCCCUGAGGAGCCUGUGGAGGGAGACAGGGUAUGUAGCGCCAAAGCCUCUGCUCAACCUCAGCUCUCAGCAGGCGGACGGGGCAGUGGGGGAGACUGCAGGAGGUGGAGGAGCCAGGAUGGGCGUAAUGGGGCUCGGGGACUCUAUGAGCACCAACAACAGUUUACAGAAGGAGAUGGGUGUGGGAGGGAGGCUCAGCGCUCAGCCCUACCGCUACAUACUGAACGAGCCUUUCAAGUGCAGGGACAGCAUGCCCUUCCUCAUCCUCCUCAUUGCUGCAGAACCUGGCCAGGCCGAUGCCCGCAACGCCAUCCGCCAGACAUGGGGGAAUGAAAGCAUAGCAAUGGGUCUGGGGUUUGUCCGUCUCUUCCUGCUCGGCACAGGAAAGAGCUCGGACACCUACCUCCAGAGCAGCAUCGAGGAAGAGAGCCGCAUUCACCACGACAUCAUCCAACAGGACUAUCAGGACACUUACUACAACCUGACCAUUAAAACCCUGAUGGGCAUGAACUGGGUGGCCACCUAUUGCCCACGCGCCUCCUAUGUGAUGAAGACAGACAGCGACAUGUUUGUCAAUACAGAGUAUCUCAUCCAAAAGCUGCUGAAGCCCGAGUUGCCGCCCAAGCAGCGGUACUUCACCGGCUACCUGAUGAGGGGCUAUGCACCGAACCGAAACAAGGACAGCAAGUGGUACAUGCCGCCGGAGCUGUACCCAAGUGAGCGCUACCCGAUAUUCUGCUCGGGCACGGGGUACGUGUUCUCAGGGGACAUGGCUGAGCUGAUCUACCAGGCCUCGCUCAGUAUACGCAGGCUGCACCUGGAGGACGUGUACGUGGGGAUCUGCCUGGCGAAGCUGCGCAUUGACCCGGCGCCCCCUCCCAACGAGUUCCUCUUCAACCAUUGGCGGGUGUCUUACUCCAGUUGUAAGUACAGCCACCUGAUCACGUCCCAUCAGUUCCACCCCAACGAACUCAUCAAGUACUGGAACCACUUGCAGAGCAACAAGCACAACGCCUGCAUCAACGUGGCGAAGGAAAAGAACGGCAGGUACAGACACCGAAAGUUUCACGGAGAGAGGCCUCCGUGAUGCAACCUGUGACUACCACCCGCCUCAACAAAAAAAAAAGGGAGACGGUCGCACUGUAACUACAGCCGAAGGAGGGCAUAUCGAACUCAGCACUAUACACUAUAUGGGGAAAAGCACAUUGUUUUUUGGUAUUGUGUACAGUCGAUGAACCAAACUAUUUUUUUAAUUUGAGAACAAAAUAGUUAAGUAUUGUAAACCUGUCAAACUAUUUCUAAAGGGAAGAUUGGUGGACAUGUCUGCGAUGUAGAGUGAGCACAAAAAAGUGCUGCUGCUCAAGAGUGGUGUUUAUGAUAAUUCAGGUGCCAACAGAAAAGGGUUAUUCGUGCUCGGUUAAUGUGACGGCUCUCUUUGAAAGGGUAGUACAGUAUGUCGCACUCUACAAAUCUAAAGAAAAAAUAUGUAUUAAGACACAGUUGUGUUUACACAGACAAAAAGGGAAAUGCACAUGUAUUUUGUCGACAGUUACACUACCUAAAUAUGAAUGAAAGUAUCUUUGACGUUGACCAGUUAUGCUGCCCUGUUUCUCAGUGUUUACUUUAAAGAUUUAUCAAAGAAUUCAAGACUAAAGAAAAGGUUUAUCUGUCAUAUACUGUAUUUUGUUUUAAAAAAGAAUCUACAUGAAAGCACUCAUGUCACGUCAGAGAUGACUGAGAUUGUAUUUUUUAAAGCUUUACAUUGAGUAUGACUGCA
Messenger RNA from Cyclopterus lumpus (lumpfish), 3412 nucleotides. It is a transcript of the gene b3galt2, whose product is annotated as UDP-Gal:betaGlcNAc beta 1,3-galactosyltransferase, polypeptide 2. Gene Ontology annotation, cellular component: membrane. Gene Ontology annotation, molecular function: N-acetyl-beta-D-glucosaminide beta-(1,3)-galactosyltransferase activity. The transcript is spliced from 3 exons. The coding region runs from base 1406 to 2722 and encodes 438 amino acids. NCBI's taxonomy places the organism in Eukaryota, Metazoa, Chordata, Actinopteri, Perciformes, Cyclopteridae. The record is from RefSeq and is a predicted model, not a curated record.